CGGGAAGCCACGCCCCGCCCCUCGGCCGGGUCUCUAGCCGCCGCCACGAGGACAGCAUGGCAGGCGCUGAGUUGCGGGCGGCGCUGGAGCAGCGGCUCGCCGCCCUGGCCAUUCGCACAGAGGUCGUGGAGCACCCAGAGCGCAACAUAUUGAGAACUUGUGCAUCUCAAACUGGCCUGGGUAUGUAAGUUGCCAAGCAGUAAAACGUUUCUGCAGAGGCUAUGAUGCAUGCGGGACACCAAGGUGUUUACAGUUGAAGAAAUGAUGCCUCAUAUCCAGCAUUUGAAAGGCGCACACAGUAAGAACUUAUUUCUUAAGGACAAAAAGAAAAAAGGCUAUUGGCUGGUGACAGUUCUUCAUGAUAGACAAAUUAAUUUAAAUGAUCUGGCCAAGCAGUUAGGCGUCGGGAGUGGAAACCUGCGGUUUGCUGAUGAAGCAGCCAUGCUAGAAAAACUGAAAGUUGGCCAAGGUUGUGCCACACCAUUGGCACUCUUCUGUGAUGAUGGAGAUGUGAAGUUUGUUCUGGAUUCUGCCUUUUUGGAAGGUGGAUAUGAAAAGGUGUACUUUCAUCCAAUGACCAACGCUGCAACCAUGGGAUUGAGCCCUGAAGACUUUCUCACAUUUGUGAAGAACACAGGACAUGAUCCCAUAAUACUAAACUUUGAUAAAAACUAAUUGGGCUAAAGUUCAGAGUAUUUAUUUCUGAAAGCUGUUUUUCUUACCUGUAAUUAUAAAAAGCAUUAAAAAUGGGAAGACAUAUCUA
This is a messenger RNA of Cervus elaphus (red deer), 763 nucleotides long. Its product is annotated as prolyl-tRNA synthetase associated domain-containing protein 1. Lineage: Eukaryota; Metazoa; Chordata; Mammalia; Artiodactyla; Cervidae. Bases 229 to 675 code for a protein of 148 amino acids. The transcript is spliced from 3 exons. The record is from RefSeq and is a predicted model, not a curated record. Gene Ontology annotation, molecular function: aminoacyl-tRNA deacylase activity.